Messenger RNA from Boleophthalmus pectinirostris (great blue-spotted mudskipper), 4472 nucleotides. RefSeq names its product aryl-hydrocarbon receptor nuclear translocator 2 (gene arnt2). Gene Ontology annotation, molecular function: DNA-binding transcription factor activity, RNA polymerase II-specific; protein dimerization activity; RNA polymerase II cis-regulatory region sequence-specific DNA binding. Gene Ontology annotation, biological process: regulation of transcription by RNA polymerase II. Lineage: Eukaryota; Metazoa; Chordata; Actinopteri; Gobiiformes; Gobiidae. Gene Ontology annotation, cellular component: cytoplasm; transcription regulator complex; aryl hydrocarbon receptor complex. The transcript has 20 exons. The coding region runs from base 449 to 2656 and encodes 735 amino acids. The record is from RefSeq and is a predicted model, not a curated record.
GGCUCCCGGACCGCUGCACUCGGCCUGUGUCGGAUCACAUGUUUGGACAAUAGGCUCUGAUCCGGUAUGCGUGCAUACAAAGGUGAUGUACGUCAGUAGCUGCCUCCGCGGAUGAGACAGAGCACAGAGACUGCUUCUUAACAUUAAUUUAUUCAAGCGGCAGUAAGAUCUCGCGGUGCUACCGUUCAGACAUCUUGCACUGGUUUAGUCUGGCCCUAGCGAACAUUUGCCUUAAACACCGCCUGUCAGCGCCCUGGCUCGCCUGGAUCCGCUCUGUUCUCAGCUCCCCGCGCUGUGACCUCGGCUGAGCUAAUGCGAGGAGCGGAGCUCAUAGCGUGACAAGCCCGUGGACUUUAGCAGCCUCCGUUGGAGCUCGCAGCCUGCCGUGCAUUGUGCGUCAUUGUGCGCCAUCACCAACGUUCGCGUCUUUUUCUCAGCCGAGAAAAACAUGGCAACACCGGCCGCGGUCAACCCUUCAGAGAUGGCCAGUGAGCUGCCCGGUGCUGUGUCCAUGCCUGGAGCCGUGGGAGGCAGUCAGGUACGGAUGGGAGGAACGGUCCCAGGACGAGGAGGAAAGAGGCGCUCUGCUGGGAUGGACUUUGACGAUGAAGAUGGAGAAGGACCAAGCAAGUUCUCCAGGUAUGACGAUGAUCAGGGGUCUGGUGGGGAUAAGGAGAGAUAUGCCAGUUCCUUCCUCUGCAGAGAGAACCAUAGUGAGAUCGAGCGACGUCGCAGGAACAAAAUGACUCAGUACAUCACGGAGCUGUCGGACAUGGUGCCCACCUGCAGCGCUCUGGCCCGCAAGCCCGACAAACUGACCAUCCUGCGCAUGGCUGUAUCCCACAUGAAGUCGAUGAGGGGCACCGGGAAUACCUCCACAGACGGGGCCUACAAACCCUCCUUCCUCACAGAGCAGGAGCUCAAACACCUGAUCCUGGAGGCAGCAGAUGGCUUCCUGUUUGUGGUGGCAGCUGAGACCGGCAGAGUCAUCUAUGUGUCCGACUCGGUGACACCCGUCCUGAACCACCCACAGUCUGAGUGGUUCGGCAGCACCCUGUAUGAGCAAGUGCACCCUGACGAUGUGGACAAGCUGAGGGAGCAGCUAAGCACCUCUGAGAACUCCAUGACAGGCCGGAUUCUGGACCUGAAGACUGGGACGGUGAAGAAGGAGGGCCAACAGUCGUCCAUGAGGAUGUGUAUGGGCUCACGACGCUCCUUCAUCUGCCGCAUGAGGUGUGGCAGCGCUCCUCUGGACCACAUCUCUCUGAACCGCCUCUCCAACAUGAGGAAACGAUACAGGAACGGGCUGGGACCAUCCAAAGAGGGAGAGGCGCAGUACUCGGUGGUCCACUGCACAGGAUACAUCAAAGCCUGGCCCCCAGCAGGUAUGACCAUUCCAGACGAGGACACAGAGGCGGGCCAGGGCGGAAAGUACUGUCUGGUGGCCAUCGGGCGUCUGCAGGUGACCAGCUCUCCCGUCUCCAUGGACAUGAACGGCCUGUCCGUGCCCACUGAGUUCUUGUCCAGGCACAACUCAGAUGGUAUCAUCACGUUUGUGGACCCGCGCUGCAUCAAUGUUAUUGGGUACCAGCCCCAGGACUUACUGGGCAAAGACAUCCUGGAGUUCUGCCACCCGGAGGACCAGAGCCACCUACGGGAGAGCUUCCAGCAGGUGGUGAAGCUGAAGGGCCAGGUUCUGUCUGUCAUGUACCGCUUCAGGAUGAAGAGCAGAGAGUGGAUGCUGAUCCGCACCAGCAGCUUCACCUUCCAGAACCCCUACUCCGACGAAAUUGAGUACAUCAUCUGUACCAACACCAACGUCAAACAGCUCCAGCAGCAGCAGCAGGCAGAGUUGGAGGUGCACCAGAGAGAUGGGCUCAGUGCCUACGACCUGUCCCAGGUUCCAGUGGCCAGCGUCAGCAGUGGGGUCCACGAGGCCGGAAAGACCAUGGACAAGUCUGAGGGGCUGUUUCCCCAGGACCGGGACCCACGCUUCGCCGAGAUGUACUCCGCCAUCUCCAACUCCGGGGACAAGAAGAUGCUGGUCCCCUCAUCCACAGCAGGAGGACAGCUGUACUCCCAGAGUUCCUUCACACAAGGACACUCAGGGAAGAGCUUCAGUUCUUCAGUGAUCCACGUCCCAGGUGUGAAUGACAUUCAGCCGUCAGCAUCGACCAAUCAGAAUCUGGCUCAGAUCUCCCGACAGCUGAACCCUGGACAGGUGGGCUGGUCUGGGACCCGCCCCCCUUUCUCUGGACAGUCCAGUAAAGCCCAGUCCAGUCCGUUUGGGAUCAGCUCUGGGCACAGUUAUCAGACAGACCCUGCCUCCUACAGCCCCCUGUCGUCACCUGCCACAUCCUCCCCCAGCGGCAACGCCUAUUCUGGGCUCACCAACCGCACCACUGCCUUUGACGUGUCCGGAGAGAGCAGCCAGAAUAGCGCACAGUUCCAGGGACGCCCCAGUGAGGUGUGGUCCCAAUGGCAGAACCAGCACCACACCCAGCAGACGGGAGAGACGCAUACACACUCCACCCCCAGCCAGAGCGAGGUCUUCCAGGACAUGUUGCCGAUGGCAGGAGACCCCACCCAGGGCACAGCCAACUACAACAUUGAGGACUUCGCAGACCUGGGCAUGUUCCCUCCCUUUUCUGAGUAGCCCUGCCCCUUCCUGUGGACUGGUCACCUCAGUGUCAUGAGCAGCACAUACCUCAUCCACUCCUCAGUGCACUGAAGCUCCACCUCUGUGUCCAUGGCCUGUGCUCUCCAUGAACCUGCAGCAGAGCAACACUGUGGCUUUCUCCAAAAGGUCCCAUGCAUCCAUUCAGCACACACCUGCCCCAGCCUGACAACAGUGUUUUGUACAGCAUCCAAUUACGUACAUUGUGGACAGUUUGUUGUGUGAUGAUUUCUGAAGCAUUCCAAAGCAAUGCUCUCCGCUCUGACCAUUCCUUCAUGUGCUCACAGCGCUCUGUGUGCACUCAUUCAUGGACCAAGCGUGGAACUGGAGUGCCUAUCAGAACCAAGAUUGACCCAGUCCAUGCAAACACCCAGGAAUAUGGGUUCCACACUGUAGGGACCUUUUCCUGUCACGUUUUUUGACUCAUACUUAUUUUGACACACUUUGUUGCAUAGGUGGAACUGAGGACCGAGACUGUGAAUUAAGGAGUUUUGGGCCCUAAGGCAGUUAGUUUCCAAUCAGACCAUCUCCAACUGUAGACUGCACUCACAUACACAAACAAACUGAGAGGUUCAAUAUUUGUGAAAUGGAUUCUAGUCUUUUGGCAAGGAUGUGUUCUUUUCUAGUGGGGGGCCAGCCACCUGCUGAAUAUGAAUGAAUAUGUUACUGCUUUCCUUGGAAUCUUCCACAGUAUUUAACCUGAUCUGUCUUGCAUUAGUUCCGUUUUUAUUGCAAAGAUAAUACCUUGGAAAAACAAGCAUACUUUCUAUCAGCGGGGUCCUUAUCACAGAUACAACCUGUCACUUGGCUUGGUGGCAUCACCUGCUCCUCUCCAUGGAGAUAGACACAGUAAUUUUAAUGUCAUACUGUGAAGCAAUAACAUCUCCAUGGAGACAAGCAGGUGGCAUACCCUCUUCCAGAAAAGUUAGAUAAUGCAUCUUUAAUCUGUGACAUAGUGCAAUGUCACAGUGGCAGAAAGGACGAAGUAGGCAGGGCAAAAGGUUCAAACUAAAACAUGUUCCUGACCAAUGGUUUGAAACAUGCCUUUUAGGUGGACAGAGAUUUAGUCUAGACUCUUGUCCAAGAACCAUCCAGUGAGGUGGAGACUUAUGUAACACAAGUACAUGCAUUCAAUAUUUAUUUGUACCAUGCAAUCAAGAUGCUAAUUCUAAAGCCAGCAAGACUCACCCUAUUAAUCUCAGAAAGUUUGUCCAUGGAACUAGCUUACCAUGUUUCAAUCUGACAGCUCUCAGUUGUGCAAACACAAGCAGGGGCACUGGGAGAAUCCUAAUACUGGAUUAGGCCUAGGGUGUCCCAGGAAAACAUUCACUGUACAGAAUUCAAAGAGGUUAGCCUGACUACCUCUCUCAGUCUAUGUAGUCAUUUUCAUACAGCUUACGUCAUUAAAGCAGACCACAAUCACAGAAAGAAGAGCCCAACUGGUGGUUCUUUGUGUUCUAGAGUGCUCCUCAAGAUGCCCCCGCUGACCUGCUGCCAUUGGGGGGCCGUGGACUUGUGCGCACUGCUGGUGGGAUGGCUCGGACACAGGCUUUUGCUAAAAUCUCCACUCAAUGUUUUUGUAAAUAAAGGUGAUUUUUAUGUAACUGUUGUUCUUUCACACAGUCCAUGUUUUGUGUAGAUCUAAUGAUAUUGUGUGCAGUGUGGUACAUACGUAACUCUGGCAUUAGUUAGUCUGUCUGUGUACACUCAGCCCUGUAUAAAGUGCUCCAAUGUGGCCGUUCUUUUGUGUAACAGACUGUGCUCGUGGCAAUAAACACUUCUUUGUUACACGUCA